CAGAUUUCCGCCUUAUAUGGCCCCUGAUAUGCCAGCGUUGCGAUGAAUAUUCAUCCCCCCACGCGAACGCUAGUAUAUCAGGCUAUUGUUGUCAGUAAUGCAGCUCGUGAACGGAUUACCGACAACAAUGGAGGAGGUCAACGAGAGCCUCCUGCCUCGGCGAUAUCAGGAGGAAAUCUUCUGUCGCGCGCAGGAGGGCAACGUUAUUGCGGCUUUGGACACGGGCAGCGGUAAGACGUUCAUCAGUACCUUGCUCAUAAAGUGGAUCGCAGCCAGGGACUUUGGGCAAGGGAAGGUGAUCGUCUUUCUGGUCCCGAAAGUGGCGUUGGUAGAGCAGCAAGGAAAUUUUAUAUCAAAGCAGACUCCUCUACGUGUUACGAAAUGCUAUGGCGCAAUGGCGAUAGACUUGUCCGACCGAGGGCGGUGGAAGAAAGAGUUUGACAAUUCGGACGUGCUGGUAAUGACCGCUCAGAUUUUCCUCAACAUCCUCACGCACUCACACUGGAGCAUGGAGAAAGUUUCUCUCUUGGUCUUUGACGAAUGUCAUCAUUGUCGCAAAAACCACGCGUACAACGGAAUUAUGCGGGAGUACUUCCAGUGCCCCAGUCCUCUCAGACCCAAGAUUUUCGGAAUGACAGCUUCCCCUAUCUGGAACCCCAAGGACGCCGUAGAGUCGCUCGCCACGCUCGAGAGAAACAUGGACGCGAAAGUGAUCGCCGUUCGCGAACAUGUCAGCGAGUUGUUGGACCACUCCCCGCGUCCAAAAGAGAUCAUCCAACCCUAUCCUCCCUCCCCUGAAGUUUACGAAUCAUAUCCUACUCCUACCUUGUGGAAUCGCCUUCAGGUCUUGAACUUACCCGAUGAGAUGGAAAUCCCAUGGGAUAAGAUUCAGACUAGGUACGCGGUCACAUACCACAGCUUGGGUCCGUACGGGGCCGAGCUAUACUUGUACUCGGAGAUGAAGCAACGCCUCGUCCUACUCGUGGAUCAAACGAACGGACAUGAAUACAACGGGGGUCUAGACUACUCCGGCAUGGACGUCGACGGCUUGGACAACGCGUACGCAAUCCAGUUUGAGCCCGAGCUCCGUCAAAUCGGCGCCGUCCUCUGCGAUUACACCGCAUUUUUCGGAGAGGACGAUUCUGAUUUGACGAAGUUCCGUGUACCUUUCAGCCUGGAGUGGUGUUCGCCCAAGUUUAAGGUCCUCGUCGACCUCCUCGUAAAGCACUAUACCCAGACCUUCCAGGGCAUCAUCUUUGUUGAGCAGCGUCAUGUAGCAGCCUGCUUGGCAAAGGUCCUGCUUCGAGUCCCCUAUCUCCAAGGCUUCAUUAAGAGUGCUGAGCUCAUAGGACAUGGUGCAACGAGCGUGGCCAAGUCGCAGCUGAAGGGCAUGGCGCUGAAGACCCAACAAGAUGUUGUGAAAUCGUUUCGAGAAAAGGAAGUGAACCUACUCAUCGCCACGUCUGUCGCUGAAGAGGGCUUGGAUUUCCCGGCUUGCGAUGUCGUCGUUCGGUUCGAUCCUAUACAGCAUAUGGUUGGCUACGUGCAGUCCCGUGGUCGGGCCCGCCAUCAAACCUCGACGUUCGUCAUCAUGGUCCAAGAGAAUCACGCCGCCGACUUGGCUCGGUACCGCGCGUUCGUCGAGAGCGAGCCCGAGUUAAAGCGUGUCUACCAGCGUGCCGAUCCCGUUAUACAGAAGUCAACGGUUGAGGAGGAUGAUGAAGACGACGGUGCAGACCCAGCUGAUCUCGCGGAGAGAGAACGAUACGUCGUACCGUCGACGGGUGCCAUCCUGACUUACAAUUCUGCUAUAAGUCUUCUCAAUCAUCUCUGCUCCUUAAUCCCGCGCGAUCGUUUUACGCCCGUUCACCUGCCGAAGUACUCGGGCGACUUCCAGUCCACUUUGGAGCUUCCGCUUUCUUUGCCAUUGCCGUCCGACAAGCUGACGUACGUUGGCCCUAUGAAACGAUCGAAAAAGGAGGCGAAGCGCGCGGUAGCUUUCAUGGCAGUCAUGCAAUUACACCGCUUGAAUGUGUUCGACGACUACCUUCUUCCCGCGAAGAGUUCUAGCGGUGCUGAUACCGAAGAUGCUGAUGGACGCCCCAUCCUGGACGUCAGUGAUGUUCCGGAGACUAUGGACGUGAUGGUGCGCGAUCCUUUCGUUAUCCACCAGAAGAUGUGGUUGCACGUUAUCACUCUGGAUGGCAAGCGGACUGCGGGCCUGGUGACAGGGACGCAGCUGCCGCUGGAGGUCAUGAUGUGCAAUGGCCACGAGAUCCGUGUACACAGGGCGAUGCGGGUGAUAUUCGAUGAUGAACAACGACAGCGGGAGUUGCUGCAGACCUAUACGAAGAUGGGGAUAUGGUGGUGUAUUACGGGACGAGCUAUCCAAAAUCCGCUUUCGGUCUUCUUAGUACCUCUCAGGGAGACGCAGAGUCAACCUGAUUGGUGCGCCAUGGAGCACGCCGCACUCUUUCCGUGGGGAAACCCUGACUGGACCAUUAUCACCGAAGAACACCACGGUCGAUUGAUGGUCGUGAACAGCAAGGACCACGGACGCCCACUUCUGUUGAGGCGUGUGCGUCGUGAUUUGACGCCUAUGUCAAAGCCCCCCAAAGGCUCCAGGGAAGGCUGCUUUCCAACUUACCGAGAUUAUGUACUUCAUCUAUACACUAGGAAAGGCAUUCCGCCUGAGGUUCCUGAAGACGGACCUCUGCUCGAAGUGCAGCCCUUCCCCAGGCACUCGUCUGGCCUUUACGCGCUUCAUUCUCUAGGUCAAGAAGACGACAAGCCGGUAGCCAAUGUCCCGAACGCUCAAUUCCUGCCACAAAGUCUAUGUCGAUGGAUCGGCCUAUCUGAAGACAUCUACAGGACCUUCCACGUCCUGCCGAAAGUACUCCACAGAAUCACCGACGUCUACCGCGCUGGGAGGGCGCGUUUCGAGCUAGGUUUGCCUGCCAUAGGAACCGAUUUGCUCGUGGAAGCCUAUACCCUCCCAAGUGCCAACACGGGCUUCAGCAAUCAAAGGCUGGAGACUCUGGGUGAUUCCGUACUGAAGCUUUGUACGGUGGUCCAUCUGUUCAAUAAGUUCCCUCACCGGCAUGAAGGCCAACUUGAUAUACUACGAAGGAACUCGGUCUCGAAUCGGACUCUGCUUGCUCGCGCGAAAGAGAACGGGCUCGAGCAUUUCUUGACGGGCGAGACGCAAAGCUUGAGGACAUGGAGGUACACGCUCGCUGAAGGUUUAAGUUCUAUGCCAGAAGGACAUGUUAUACGAAGUUCGCCGCGAAGAUAUCCCAGGAGGAGCUUGCAAGAUUGCAUGGAGGCGACGUUAGGCGCGGGUUUCAGAAUGGGAGGAAUACCGAUGGCUCUCCAGACAGGUACUGCUCUGGGACUCUGCCUCGGUGGACCUCUACCGUGGACUCUGCGAUACAGCCGCCACCCGCUGUCGACACCCGUACCGCCCCUGUUUACAGCCUUACAAGAUACGCUGGGUUAUGAGUUCCAUCGUAGCGAGUUGUUGGUUGAAGCUGUUACCCACCCGUCCUUCCGAUCGGCUGUCAGUUCUUCGUAUCAACGCCUAGAGUUCCUCGGAGACGCCUUGAUCGACCUGGUCGUCAUGCAUUAUCUCUUCAAGAAGUUCCCUGAGGCUACGUCGGGCCAACUGUCUUGGGCGCGUUCUCGUGCCGUGUGCGCCCCAGCUCUAGCCUCCGUUGCUGUCAAGAAGCUAUCCUUGCAUCAGAUACUUCUGGUCAACAAUGUGGAGCUGAGCAUGGCUAUCAGCAAGUAUGUGCCCGUACUGGAGGAUACGACGCCGGAGCACAUUGUGAACAAUGGUUGGAAGCACGACCCGCCCAAGGCGCUGAGCGAUGUCUUGGAGAGCGUCAUGGGGGCCAUUCUGGUCGAUUCAGCGUAUGAUUAUGAAAGAGCGUCGGUGAUCGCGGAAGCGGUGAUGGAGGAUGUUCUAGAUGUCUUGUCGCCUAACUUACCUAGGGACCCUGUCUCGGAGCUCAUGAUCAGUACUGCCCGAGCAGGCUGUCGGAAGAUGUCGUAUCGCAAAACGGCGAGCAAUCCGGACUCGAAACGCAACGAUAGUAUCUCGGUUGUCGUCCACGAUGUAGUCAUCGUUGGGCCAGUAUCCGCCGCGAACCUGUCGUUGGCGAAGGGCAGAGCCUCAGAAGAGGCGCGUUCCAUCUUACAGGAUCCGAACUCCGACAAGUAUCUCCCCAAGAUAUGUACCUGCGCGCAGGCUAUGGCAGUCGAUACGCCAGAGGAUGUGGACGAAGUCGAUGAGGAUCACAAGCCUUUGGACGACGAGACCGAAGAAGGGUUCGCGAUGAUGGCCAGGAAGAAGCUGGUGGAAGCCGAAAGUGAUGGACCGAAGCACGAGGAAGAGGAGGAUUUGUCUUCUGGAGAUGAUUCCGCUGAUGAACGUAUGGUAGAAGAAAUGAUCUUGAAUGGACUAGCGCGAACGGCCUUACCAAGUUCUUGUUCCUUCCUCACAGAUCGGUGGAGAGGAACGGACGCAAUGGCCAGCCUGGCUAAUACUGCAUUCCUGAAUCGUUUGAAGACGAUAUACCCUCACGCUGCCUCCGCUGGGAGCAAAGGCAUGCAAGUCGUCUCCAACCCAUGGUAUAUCCUUACCACAGUUGGGUUUAGCGGCAGCAACAGACCUGAGUCAGUCCCAGCUGUCUUCCGACACGUACUGGAUGAUUUGGCAGGCGUCCACAAGAAAGAAAAUGUGACCCAUGCCCAAGCACAUAAUGAGAAGCUGCUACUUGCACGGAAGUUUCGAGAUUCACUCUUCAAAUCUGGACUCACGACAGGCUAUCCACGAGCCAUCAAUAGCAUGGUUUCGUUACAUGAAGCUAUGCCGGAGGAACUCCGCGAUACACGACCCUUACGGAAUCUCCAGACUCCCAUCGAGGAGUAUAUGAGAAGAGGGGAAAAUCUCUUCCGUUCAAUGUACGGGGAGACAGCCGACCCCGUACAGAAACUACUGGACAGUAUCCUGCCUGACAUGGGCUGGUUCUCAAAUACAAUAGGCUACGGAGCCACCUACGGGUUCACGGAAGUUACAACACCUCUCGAGACAUCCUUCAUCCUCGUCGCCGCACUGAUAUCGGUGGACACGCCACGCCAAAUAAAUUGGCACCUCGGAAAUGCACGUCGAACCGGAGCGACGCUAGAGCAGGUCAAAGCUGCCAGACAGAUUGUGAUGGAAGUGGCAGAGACAUCUGGUGUCCGCUGGAAGGACGGAGUUCCUGAGAUUAAGGAGUGAUGCUACAUACGUUUGUGUGUACGUUUCUUAGAUUCCCCACCGUGUCCUAGAUGUGCACUGUACUGUUCCGCCCUUCCUACUGUGGAUGUUUGUAGGCCUGUGGUUGAGUAAAUCUACCCAUUAGACAGCGUAGCUCAAUCAACAGGGAUACAUUUGCC
Messenger RNA from Gloeophyllum trabeum ATCC 11539, 5439 nucleotides. Its product is annotated as P-loop containing nucleoside triphosphate hydrolase protein. The transcript has 13 exons. Gene Ontology annotation, cellular component: cytoplasm; nucleus; RISC complex. Gene Ontology annotation, biological process: siRNA processing. The record is from RefSeq and is a predicted model, not a curated record. NCBI's taxonomy places the organism in Eukaryota, Fungi, Basidiomycota, Agaricomycetes, Gloeophyllales, Gloeophyllaceae. Gene Ontology annotation, molecular function: ATP binding; ribonuclease III activity; RNA binding. Bases 98 to 5281 code for a protein of 1727 amino acids.